Molecule: messenger RNA, 3089 nt
Organism: Apis laboriosa (Himalayan honeybee)
Lineage: Eukaryota; Metazoa; Arthropoda; Insecta; Hymenoptera; Apidae
Product: nephrin-like
Exons: 15
Coding region: 318-2756 (812 amino acids)
Source: RefSeq, a predicted model, not a curated record
GGCCAGGACUUGAAUACACACGCCCUGGGAGAAUUUCUCGAAAGGCGAUGUUGUGAAAAGUGUGCAAACAAGCCGUGUGCCACGCUUGGAAUAUACAUAUACACAUAUAUAUAUAUCAUAUAUACGUGCAUACGCACGUACGUAUAUAUCGUGGCCGUUUGUGGAAGUCGGAAGUCGAAGGAAUUACCACCACUGUGACCCUCUGACAAAGAGGGGGAAAAAGUUUGGAAGCGGAGCGUCGGAACGGAAGUGGAGGAGGAGUUGAACGCGGUUAGGAUGGUUCGAGGGUGAAAUUGAAUCAAGAGACGUUCAUCAGUAUGCUGUGGAUAUUGAUCGCUGUGACGUGCAUCGAGCUAUCGACCAUUGCCAACGCACAGUCGAGAAAAACUACCGCUACGUCUAUGCGAGAGGAUGCGAACAACAACACCGAGCCGGAUCAUCCGAUACCCAUGGAGUCGAUACAGGGAGUGGCAGGACAGAGGGCAACUUUGCCUUGUAAUAUACAACCCCGUGAGCCGAACGAUGCCGUCUCCAUGGUGCUCUGGUUCAAAGAGGACAGCGGCGAACCUCUCUACAGCUACGACGCGAGGAAUCGACAGUUCGGCAAGGCGAAACUGUGGAGCGCCUCCCACUUUUGGGGGGACAGGGCAACGUUCAAAGCCAGUCAACCAGCCCAGCUGACGAUUCGAGACCUGCGGGAAACCGACCAAGGUGUUUACAGAUGCAGAGUCGAUUUUCGCAACUCGCCGACCAGGAACCUCAAGGUCAACUUCACCGUCAUCGUGCCACCGGCCAAGCCGAUCAUUUACGACGCGAAAAGGAGAGAUAUGAGCAAACUUCUCGAGGCCUAUCCAGAAGGAGCGGAUCUGUUUCUCGUGUGCGAGGUUCAUGGAGGUAAACCUAGGCCCCGGGUCACGUGGCUGCUGGAGUCGCAGACAAUCGAUGCGCCGUCGGAGAUUCGGGAGAGCCAAGGGCCAGGAGGCGAAGCCAACGUCGUGACCAUAAGCAACGUGACGCUGAAGGGUCUCACGAGGAGUCACUACCACGCCAAAUUGUUGUGCAAGGCGAACAAUACUCAUUUAGCGCCGCCCCCCACCACUGCCGUCGUCAUCGAGCUUCACAUGAAACCAUUGAAAGUUGAAAUUACGAAAAGGGACGAGAUUCUCUUGGCGGGGAAGAAAUACGAAACUAGAUGUCAGAGCACGGGAUCGAAGCCGCCUGCCGUUUUAACCUGGUGGAAGGCCUCCAAGCAGCUCAAGAGGACGAUCAGAAACUUUCAGGAAGACGGAACAAGCGUGAGCGUGUUGCAAUGGACACCGUCGAUCGAAGACGAGGGGAAAUUUCUGGUGUGCAGGGCGACCAAUCCGAAGCUGCAGGACACGGGUAUCGAGGAACGAUGGAAGCUAAAAGUGCAUUUUGUUCCUGUCGUCACUCUGAAAAUGGGCACAUCGUUGAAUCCAAAGAACAUCAAGGAAGGGGACGACGUUUACUUCGAGUGCAACGUUAGGGCGAAUCCUAGGGCUUACAGAUUGACAUGGUUUCACGAGGAGGAAGAGCUCCAUUACAACGUGACCGCAGGCAUAGUGCUUUCGGACCACUCUCUGGUGCUUCAAAGUAUAACUCGAGAAUCCGCUGGAAAAUAUAGCUGCACGGCCGUCAAUGUCGAGGGUCGAGCCAGUUCCAACGUAGUGAACCUCGAGGUUAUGUUCGCUCCUGUUUGCAAGCACGUGUUAAAUUCGGCCGGAUGGAGGUAUCAAAACGCGACACCGCCACCGUUCAACGUACCCGAGGAGAUUCACGGCGCGUUGAAGCACGAAACGAUCGGUCUUGUUUGCGAGGUGGAGGCGAACCCGGCCACGGUCACCUUCCAUUGGACGUUCAACAGCAGCGGUGACCUUGCCGACAUUCCGUCCGCCAAAUAUUCGAACGAAGGCACUUCGAGCAGGCUCAAUUACACCCCCUCUUCCGACCAGGAUUACGGGACGCUGGCCUGUUGGGCGAGUAACGCGGUUGGCCCCUCGAAACAGCCCUGCCUCUACCAAGUGAUCGCAGCAGGCAGGCCGUACCCGUUGCAGAAUUGCACGGCGCACAAUCAGAGCGGCUCUUGGAUCCGGAUAUCAUGCGUAGAGGGAUACGACGGGGGUCUGCCGCAAAAAUUCGUCGCGAUCGUCGACAAGCAAAGGUUGGAAUCGUCGAAUCCGUAUUGGGAGUUGGAGCUUCGAAAGCCGGCAACGGUCGCCCUAUACGCGGUCAACAUGAAGGGAUCGAGCGAUCCGGUUAUCAUGGAAGGGGAGGCGUUAAAAGGAGUGGCCAAGUUCACCGGGGAAUCGGGAUCCUCGGUGGACAUGUCACCGAUCCUGAUCGGGCUGGGCGGAACCGCGACUGGACUAGGCUUGAUCGUGACCGGUGUAUUAAUGGCACUUUGGAGGAAACACGCGGCAACACCGGCGAAAGCGAAACCGCCUCAACAGCCGAGCAUCGCGACAUUCGCCGGCAAGGGUGAAGAGGAAGACGGGAAUCCUGACCUCAUACCCACCACGGCUUUGACCAAUCAUCUCACAGAUAGGAAGCUUUUACAUUACGGUUCCCUACCACGAAGGCCGCGUCAACUCGAAGGGCGGGAAAUGGCUCAUAAUGUCGUAGAAGAUUCGGAUUAUCCUCGAGCAUCGCCAAACACAUUUUAUAGCCUGCAGAGGCCGCAUCGAUAUUCGGAAACGGUAAUCCGAAGUUCCGUGAUUCAGGAGAGCUGCAUUUAAGAAAUCGAGAAAGGGAGAGGGGAGAGUGGUGUUGAGCGAGGGACGGAAGAGGAAGUCGAAGAUUUACAUACACUCCCCGUAGAGUUGCGUUCAACAACGCAACACGUGAAAAUCAAAAAAGACUAAAGCCAUGCUUAUGCAAUAUUGUACACGUUCAAGCGUACGAAGAUAUUUAGCAAGUCGAUAACAAUAUGCCUUUGUAAAUAUUGUAUAUAAAUAAAACACAUCGAUUCGUGUUUAUGCGUUUGUAUCAUGAGAUUUUUCCUUUAUUCGAUAUAACCUGGUCUUGGGAAAACAUUUUUGUACAAUUCAAUUUUCGAAAACGAUCGAAAA